Messenger RNA from Cucumis melo (muskmelon), 726 nucleotides. RefSeq lists its product as uncharacterized. The record is from RefSeq and is a predicted model, not a curated record. Lineage: Eukaryota; Viridiplantae; Streptophyta; Magnoliopsida; Cucurbitales; Cucurbitaceae. Bases 171 to 539 code for a protein of 122 amino acids. The transcript has 3 exons.
UUCUUUUGGUUUUGGUUUUGAUGGUGUCUAAUUUGGAUAUCCCUAUUUUGAAGUUGUUUGUAUUAAGAACAGACAUAUAUAGGUUUUUAAUUAGAAGAUGAUUUCUCACCUUCAUUUUCCCUCUCUGUUGUUUGUCUCCUCCUACCUCCACCUCUCCUCUUCGACACGCUAUGGCUGCUCGGAAGGAGAAUAAUAGGUGGAGAUCAGUUCCAGAAUUUGGGGGUUGGGAUCACAAUGCGCCAGGAGCAAGCAAUUAUUCUGUUGUAUUUACUCGAGCUCGAGCCGAUAGAAAACAACAAAAAACUGACUUAACUGAGUUCAAAAAAACCAGCCUAGGGAAUGAAAGGGAGUUAAUGGAAGCCAUGGAUAAAAGUCAUUGUCACCAAAAACAUCGCCAUCAUCGCCAUCGCCAUCACCAUGAACACCAACACCGCCACCAUCACCACCAACAUCAUCAUCAACCACCCCCAGAUGACUCUGUUGGCCCACAGAAGAAAAAGAAGAUUCUGACCUACAUCAAUUGUUGUAUCAGGCCUUGAUAUGAGACAGAAGCCAACUCACUCCUCUAUGUUUUUGUCACAUCGUGCUGUUUUUCUCAAUCCUUUUUUUUUCUUGCAUGUAAAUGUAGAUGAGACAAGUUCAUCAUAUGGAUAAUUGCACGAAUUUCCCCUUCCCUGCAUCUUGUUUAGGCUCUUUAGCUUAUAAAACAUGGAACCUUGAAAUUUA